This is a messenger RNA of Cladophialophora immunda, 324 nucleotides long. RefSeq lists its product as uncharacterized. Bases 1 to 324 code for a protein of 107 amino acids. The record is from RefSeq and is a predicted model, not a curated record. Lineage: Eukaryota; Fungi; Ascomycota; Eurotiomycetes; Chaetothyriales; Herpotrichiellaceae. The transcript has a single exon.
AUGGCAGCAAUAACCGAGAGUGAGCUCGGAACUUGGGCCUUCCAAAUAUGUGAAACACCCAAGACUGGGAACCCAGGGGCCAAGUUAUGGGGACCUUCACAGACUCAGGACUCUGCUUACGCUACUCAGUACGCGCCUCAGGGCUCGCUAGGCCGAGCUCCAAGUUGCACAACCACAGCUCAGAAUAGCCUAGUCAUCACUCAGGCCAAAUGGCGGAACGCUCAGGUCCGAAAACGGAAAUGGACUUUGGAGAGGUCAAGACUCGCGGCUGAGUAUGGUGAUAUGCAGAAGCCUCAGAGAACCUUUCCCUCACGAAGCUUGUAA